AUGAAACCCCGACUCACGACUCCAUUACUCCGGACUUUUGACCGACUAUACAUCUGCACCAAUUGCCUCACCCGCUCCCUCCGCAGCUCUCUCGCCACCACUUCUUCUCGACCCUACUUCUCAAGCCAAAACCCUCCUCCACCCCCAAGCGCAGCAUACGCACAACUGUCCUCCCGCCGCCUGAUCUCCCUCUCCGGCCCAGACUCAACACACUACCUACAAGGCGUCAUAACCGCCAAUCUCUUCCCUUCCACCCCCCGCAGAUCCGGGUUCUACACUGCGUUCCUGAAUGCGCAGGGACGCUUGCUGAAUGAUGUUUUUAUUUAUCCUGAUUUGAGGGAGGGAAAGGGGGAAGGGAGCUGGUUGAUUGAAGUUGAUGGGAAGGAGGUUGAGAGGCUGGCGAAGCAUAUUAAACGCUACAAGCUCCGGGCGAAGUUUGAGGUCAAGGUUCUUGACGUGGGAGAGAGGAAGGUUUGGAGUGUUUGGGAGGAAGGGACGGGAGAGUGGACUGCGCAUUCGCUGGGAGAGGUGGGAGGUGAGGACACAAGAGCGCCGGGAAUGGGGAGACGGUUGAUCUUACCUGGGGACCAGAAGCCGGAGGUUGAGAUGGAGGAGACGGACGAGGAGAGUUAUAGGAUUAGGAGGUACCUGAAGGGUGUCCCGGAGGGUCAGGAUGAGUUGGUCAGGGAGAGUGCGUUGCCGCAGGAGAGCAAUAUUGAUUUUAUGGGAGGGAUUGACUACAGGAAAGGGUGCUAUGUUGGACAGGAGUUGACGAUUAGGACGCAUCAUACGGGCGUGGUGAGGAAGAGGGUACUGCCGGUUAUGCUUUAUGGGAUUGGUGAGAGCUUGCCAGAAAUCUUGGAGUAUCUGCCAGAGAAACAGUUGGGUGUCGAGAAAAUUCCUAGGGAGACGAGUAUUGGAAGGGUCAAGAAGAGGGGACGCAGCGCCGGCAAAUGGUUGGGUGGUGUUGGUAACAUUGGGUUGGGUCUUUGUCGACUAGAGAUUAUGACUGAUGUUCAGGUAUCAGGAGAAGGUGGAGGCUACAAGGAAAGCGAUGAGUUCAAGCUGGAAUUGGAUGGUGAGGAUGGCCAGGAGAUAGUAAAAGUUAAGGCAUUCGUGCCUCCAUGGCAUCUCACAAAGCAGUAG
Messenger RNA from Hyaloscypha bicolor E, 1146 nucleotides. RefSeq names its product Aminomethyltransferase folate-binding domain-containing protein. NCBI's taxonomy places the organism in Eukaryota, Fungi, Ascomycota, Leotiomycetes, Helotiales, Hyaloscyphaceae. Gene Ontology annotation, molecular function: protein binding. The record is from RefSeq and is a predicted model, not a curated record. Gene Ontology annotation, cellular component: mitochondrial matrix. The transcript is spliced from 2 exons. The coding region runs from base 1 to 1146 and encodes 381 amino acids.